Molecule: messenger RNA, 4376 nt
Organism: Schistosoma spindalis
Lineage: Eukaryota; Metazoa; Platyhelminthes; Trematoda; Strigeidida; Schistosomatidae
Source: the annotation of a GenBank genome assembly
AUGGUUAAUGAAGACCAUUCAUCUAGUAGUAAUUUAUCAACCACGAUUUCUUCAAAUCCUCAUCCAUUGCAUGUUGCAAGAAAAGUUAGCUUUUCUGAUCUACCUUUAGUGAUUAAUGUUGAAGAGCGUCAACUAGAUGGCUUACAUCAAUCUUGUAUCACUACUGAGGACAAAGGUAUCUACGGUGAAGACGAUGAUUCCGGUCAUCAUAUUGAAGUCCGCCUAUUGAGUCGUGAUAUCGAUGAAAUGCCGACCUUGCCAUCAGAAUUGAAAGAUAAACCUGUAUUUGAAAUAAAACUUGGAAUGCUUAAACAAGCGACAGUUUAUCGGACAGAAUUUACAAUACCGGAUAAUUUGAAGUCAGGUGAAUUGGAAAUUCUACGAACUGUUACAGAAAUGGAUGGUCAUGUUGGUGUACCAGUUAAUGUCGGUGCUUCAUUUAAUUUACUAAGCUGUGAAUCUGUUCCUUCACCUGGUCACGGUCAUAUAAUAAUUAUGGAGAUUUCAACUACAAAACAACCACGUGUCAAUGAGUUAAUCACAUUACGUCGAGUCGAAACAAUAACAGAUGCUGUUUGUCUACUUUUGCAUGGUAUUUCUUUAGGUAAGUUGGAUUAAUUCACUUUUUUUCACUCUUUCACUUAUACACUCUUUAAAAAUAUCUAAAUUUAUUCGUUCAGUGGUUAUUAUGUAAAGUGAGUAAUGUGAAGAAAAUUUUUAUUGUUAAAUUGCAUCAAUUAGAAAACUGUUUAGUUUGAUUAUGCGGUCAAUUAUUCUUGGACACUUCACUCCUGUCGACCGGUUUUCAAAUCAAAACACUACUUGAACAUAACGUAAAUAUAUUCCAAAGCAAAACAGCAAGUGACAGAACCUCAAUGCGUGUCUAAACUGUGCGCAGGAGUAUUCCAGAAUCUCAGCCCUUAAACAAUAUUGUUAUUUGGUGCAUUUUAUAUCACUCACGAAUUUGUUAACUUCAUUGGUCGAGAUCUUUUCCACAUUGUAAAGCUGUGGGUCAUAAAGAUGGGUCUUGUCAGAAAAAAGCCGAGCAGCUCCAGAAGCACCAGGAAGCCUAUCCCUAAAUCCUGUACAAAUUCGUUGAGUCUAGUAGCAACCUGUCAGAACUAAACCCCAGGUGAGAGGAAGUUUAUUACCCUUAAUAUUAAUGAGCAUCUGUUUAGAUUGCAAAUAGACACUGCAUCUGACGUGACAAUUCUCUCACGAAAAUCUUGGAUCAGAAUGGGCAAACCACGCACGGUGUCAACAACACAAAAACCUCGUACUGCAUGAAGUAAUCACCUACGUUUAUUGGGACAACUAGAUUGUAAAGUGUCUUUUCACGAUUCGACGUUCAUCGGGAUUGGUUCGACUAGCUAAAAUUAGCUGAUGUCCUGUUAAAUACCAUAUGCCACCUGGUAUUACAUCCACAUGAUCCUGAAGCGUAUACGAGGAAACUAGUGACUCAGUGUUCAUCUAUUUUUCAACCUGAAUCGAGUCGGUGUUCUGUCAUGAAUGCAACGCUUCGGUUGAAAACUGGAGCUAAGCCUGUUUUCCGCCCAAAAAGACCCGUGCCUCACGCAACAUCACCAACAGUAGAUGAAGAAUCGAAUCGCCUUCAACAACAAGAAGUUAUUACACCCGUUGGGCAGCACCUAUAGUUGUUAUCAAGAAGGCCAACGGCACGAUACGUAUAUAUGCUGACUUUUCUACAGGUCUCAAUGCAGCUCUGGAACAGCAUCAUUAUCCUCUGCCAGUUCCCGCAGAUCUGUUUACUAUUCUGAAUGGAGGAAAGUUUUUCACAAAACUGGAUCUAGCUGAUGCUUACAUGCAAAUGGAAGUAGAUAAAGCAUCAAGAAAGCUGCUUACUAUCAAUACUCAUCGUGGAUUGUUUCAGUAUAACGGUCUGCCUUUUGGAGUCAUGACUGCCCCCUCUAUCUUCCAGCAACUGAUGGAUACCAUCCUAUCAAGUAUUUCAGGGGUUGAAGUUUAUCUCGAUGACAUUUUAAUUGUUGCGACGACAUUAGAACAGCUACAGGAACGCACGACAAUGAUACUGCAACUCAUCACAGACAACGGGUUCUGGUUACUCUCAGACAAAUACCAGUUUUUAUUGCAGUUAGUAAAGUAUUUGUUGUUCGAUUUUGAUGCUGACGGCCUCAGAUCAAAUCCUGAGGAUAUUCGAGCUAUCAAACUGAUCCUCACUCCCACUAAUGUCUCGGCACUACGUUCCUUCAUGGGACUUGUUACCUAUUAUGCAGCGUUAGUUCCUUCGAUGCAUGAUAUUCGCGCCUCAUUGAAUUGUUUGCUGAAGAAGGACUGCACUUGGAACUGGACUAAAGAGUAUGAUGCGGCGUUUUGUAAACUCAAGUAGAUAAUUAGCUCGGAAUUGUUGUUAACGCACUACAAUCCAUCUAUGCCAAUCAUCGUAGCUGCAGACGCUUCAGCGUAUGACCUAGGUGCUGUUAUUUCAGACCAGUUUCCAGACGCGUCAGAAAAAGCUGUUAUGCAUGCAUCCCGUACACUAACCCCGGCAGAAAAGAAAUACAGUCAGAUAGAAAGAGGCUCUUGCACUUGUGUUUGCUGUCCGACGUUUCCACAAGUUUCUGUACGGUGGGAGAUUUACGCUUCUCACAGAUCACAAGCCUCUGCUCGCAAUAUUCGGGUCGAAAUCUGGAAUUCCAGCCCAUUCUGCAAAUCGUCUUCAACGAUGGGCUUUGGUACUCUUGGGGUAUGAUUUCGAGAUCUAAUACCGACACACUCAACAAUUCGGUCAGGCAGAUGCUUUGUCAUGACUCAUUAAUGAUCAAUUGGCGACUGAGGAAAACAUGGUAAUCGCAUCUCUGUCAGGGGGAGACCACGCGGAAUGUUAUCUGACAACUUCAAUACGGGCAUUGCCGAUGUCUGCAACGGACAUACGAAGCGCUUCCAGGAACGACCCCAUCAUCAAGAUGGCGAUGAGCUAUGUCACCAACGGUUGGCCGUCUAGGAAGUUGGAUGGUGACAUGAAACAACUGUAUCAGCGGCGGGAUUCAUUAUGCAUUGUAAACAACUGCUUGAUGUUUGGAGAAGGAGUGGUUGUGCCGGAGCCCCUUUGCGCAAAAGUGCUGAAACAGUUCCACCUUGGUCAUUCAGGGUUUAGACGAAUGAAAUCCAUAGCCAGGAGUUAUGCAUGCUGGCUCCUAAUGGAUCAACAUAUCACUGAGUUGGUUGGAAAAUGCGUUCGGUGCCAGCAAGCAGCAAAGGUGAAUGCCAAAGUCCCGCCAGUUCCAUGGCCACAACCUAAUCAUCCUUAGUCCAGGAUACACGUCGACUUCGCGGGCCCAAUUAAUGGGACUGUCUAUUUAGUUGUGGUCGAUGCCUUUUCAAAAUGGUCAGAAAUCAGUCUUGUAAUGCCGCCCACUUCAACUAAAACAAUACAGCUCCUCACUGAAAUUUUCUCCCGAAAUGGCAUACCAGAUGUGAUUGUAUCUGACAACGGGUCGCAAUUUACCUGUAGCCAGUCCCAAGCUUUCUGUCAACGGCUUGCCAUCAAGCACUUAAGUUCGCCACCAUACCAUCCGCAGUCGAAUAGGCAAGCGGAAAGGUUUGUGUAUACGUUUAAAAAAGCAUUGGUUAGGGCAAAGGGGGAGGGGACACCAGCCGACGCGUUACAAAAUUUCUUGUUCGUUUAUCGGACAACACUGAAUGAGACAGUACCAAAGCGAAAGUCCCCAGUAGAAAUCCUGAUGGGCAGAGGACUGAAAACCAUCCACAAUCUAAUGCAUCCGAGUAAUGCAUCCACACUAGUACAGACAAAGUCCGAAAAGCAAUCCACGUACGAAGUGGGAUGUCCUGUGUUUGCCCGUGACUACAGAGCAACCCAUGUUCCAUGAACGGAAGCGCGAGUGGUCAGAAGAGUAGGCCGUGUCAUGUACGUGAUAGGGGUAGGAAUAGACAAGUGGGAAAUACGACAUGAAGGUGAAAAGAACGCUUUUGGCUCGAAAACAAAGAAAUUUAAAUUUCCAAGUGAGUUCUAGGGAUCUAACGUCCUCAACACACAUAAAAGUAUAUAGAUCCAUCUGAUUAUUAGUCGUUAGUGUAGGCAUAGCAUUACUUCUGGCAUUGAGUUUGCCUAUGAAGAGAUCAUUUUUAGUUUGAAAAUGUACAUUUGAUAUAUGACGACUGGCUAUGAAUUAUAGAACAGUUACUUGCUUACGCCUGUUACUAUUCGAGGAGGAGCAUAUGACGCCCACCAGGAUUCGCCAUCGAAAUCCGUCCUGGACAAUCCUUUCCAUUUGCCAAGUACAGGUUUACAUAAUAACUUUUGAUUCCUAUUUAAAGGAUGAAGGCUAGAAAUACUACAAUUUUUUAUUUCAUUUAUUUUAACACAUAGAUAUUGG